Naegleria gruberi is the source of this 1930-nucleotide messenger RNA. Its product is annotated as serine/threonine protein kinase. Bases 7 to 1917 code for a protein of 636 amino acids. Lineage: Eukaryota; Heterolobosea; Eutetramitea; Acrasida; Naegleriidae. Gene Ontology annotation, biological process: protein phosphorylation. The record is from RefSeq and is a predicted model, not a curated record. Gene Ontology annotation, molecular function: ATP binding; protein kinase activity. The transcript has a single exon.
AAAAAAAUGGCAAAUCGUCAGCAAGGCAUUCCCUUUUUCAUUAGUAAUAAUAACCAGCAACAAUUGCAACCACAACAGCAACAACCCAUGACUUUAAAUCAAUUUUUUGUUGAUAAUUUAUUGUCGCAUAAUAAUAAUACUUUUUCUUUAGGUUUGAAUAGUCCUACGGGAUUUUCUUCAUCACCAGUAUUACCAAAUUCAGGUUAUGGAAUGCUUCCUACACAAGGAUCACAACCGGUUUAUUUAUUUGCAUCACCACAUGCCUCGACACAGAUAUCACUUCAUCAUCAUGAUCAAUAUUAUAACAUGUCGUGCCAAUGUAUUGUGAAGUUUGAUGAAUUGAAAGAAGGAAGCCAAUAUCCUAUUUUUCCAACUGACAUGUUCAAGUAUAUUGAGCCAACUAUUCUUGAUGGAGUUGCCAUGGAAGGUGUUAUUCAUGUACCUUUGAAGGAUUUUCAUUAUCUUCAUGCUUGGUGUAUUCAUACAGUAAUACGUAGAAUGGGAAUUCCAACUCUUCAAAUGCCAGUUGGUAAUUUUAGAAAAAUUGGAAAAGGUGGUUUUGGAUUUGUGUAUAGAAUUAGUCAAGAUAGGGUUCUCAAGAUUGUUGACGAUAAAAACAAUAGUGGUUGGAAGGAGGCCCUGAAAAGGUUUUGUCAUCCUCAUCUGUUGGAAUUGAAAGAAGCUUUUAUGUAUCCUGGAGGAGGUUUAGUGUUGUUGGUAUAUCCAUUCAUGAAACAUGGCACAUUGAGGAAUAGGGAGUUCACACUCACUCAAAUUUGGAAAGUUAUUUGGCAAUUAGCAAAUGGAUUGGAACAUUUACACCACAACAAUAUUGUUCACAGAGAUAUUAAAUUGGAUAAUGUACUAAUUGAGGAAAUUGAUGAAUAUGAGAAUAUCAAGGUGGUCUUGUCAGAUUUUGGAUUGUCCAGAAAUAUGGAUUCUUGCAGUUCUGGAGCUGCAGGUACCGAUGGAUAUGUUCCUCCAGAAUUAUUGGAAUCAGGAGAAGUUGCAAGCGAUGAGACUGACAUCUUUUCUCUUGGAAAAACAGUGAGUACAAUGUGUCUUGGGGAAUUAAUUCCUGGAUUUAUCAAGUUCAAGCCUAGAGAUUCUCUCACCGAUCUUCUGAAUAGAAUGAUGGACAAAAAACCCCAUUGUAGACCUUCUACAAGGGAAAUACAAGAAAUAUGUCUGAAAGAACUGAAGUUGUUGAAUGGAAAGAGAUAUUUCACCAAAUUCAAACUUGACAAAUCGUCGUUGGAAAGUAACACCCCACUUCCAAAAAUUUCUUCUAACGAAUCUAAAUUAUUUAUGACCGAUGAUUUAGAAGAAAGUCUCUCCAGAAUGUCCAUCUCAAACUCAAAGAAAAGCAAGGUCUAUGAGAUUAAUGGAGAAACACGUUAUUUAUCCAGCAGUAGCUGCCCUAAAACUGUGGAUGCCAUGUCAAUGAGUGACACCAAAUCCAAACCAAGAAAAACUCCAAGCACUAAGGAAAAGAGCUUGCCCAAUAAUGAAACAGAGCCAAUUAAGAUCACGAACUUUAUCACAACCACUCCAACUCCAACUGUAAUUAAUAAGAAACUAACUCCACAACAAACAGAUCACAAAUAUUCAUUUAAACUCCAUAAGGAUGGUUGUGUGGAUGCUAAGCGAAUAAUCCAAAUCGAAUGUGAUUCCCAGGCACGAAAAGCUAUCAAAUCACUCAAACUUCAAGUGAAAAAUAGCAAAUCAUCCACUGGACUAUUAGAUGUCACUCCCAACAUUGAAAAGGAAAAUGACAACUCUUAUGUAAUCUCCAAAUCUCAAAAGACCUCUCUCUUAAAGAAUGUUCAGUUUGAGGGUGAGAGAGGAAAGGACGUUAUUGAAUUGUAUAUUAAUGACACACUCAAAGAUAAGGCUCCAUACGUGGCAAAGAAUUAAAUUACUUUGUGAA